This is a messenger RNA of Seminavis robusta, 1356 nucleotides long. The record is from the annotation of a GenBank genome assembly. NCBI's taxonomy places the organism in Eukaryota, Bacillariophyta, Bacillariophyceae, Naviculales, Naviculaceae.
AUGGAAAUUGUCCUGACUACCAUCCUGGGAAAGGACUACUUUGAUGGUGUGGAAGAAUCCAGACAAGGCCAUGACAGCGACCUAACUGAAUUCCUGAUGGAAACAAGGCAGAAAUCUUUCAACUGGAUUAUCAAUCAGGAUCCACUGCAAUUGGAAUAUGAUGCUCCAAAUUUAUUUCAGAGAUUCCUUGUGGUGCUUUUCUACUAUCAAACCACAAGGCACAAAUCAUGGAAAGAGUGCAAUCCACCAGCAACUUCUCAGGUGAGUGCAUCAUCCAAUUUCUGUUAUGCACUGGACGCUGCAACAGGGGAAACAACCAACAACAUCUGGGGGGAUCGGUGGCUCUCUGUCAGUCAUGAAUGCCAAUGGGCUGGGGUUACUUGUGAGACUGGACAAAGAGAAGAGCAAGAGGCUGUGGAACUGGAUCUUCGGUGGAAUCAGCUCAAUGGCCUUCUCCCAUGGGAGAUUACAAGAUUGCCACAGCUAAAAAAUCUUGAUUUACAUCACAAUAUGCUGACUGGAGUGAUGCCCCAAAGGCUCUUUACCAACCAAUCAGGCCUUGCCUUGGAGAUUCUCUUCUUGGGCAAUAACCAACUCUCAGGACCCAUCCCUGCAAGAUGGUUUGAAGAAGCUGCAAAACUUACCAAUGUUGAAACCUUUUCAAACAGACUGACUGGAAGAAUUCCAUCAGAAGUGGGGCUACUCCCUAUGAAGAAUCUGAAUUUUGGCAACAAUUCACUGACAGGAUCUCUGCCAGUGGAAGUGUUCUAUCAGGGCUCUCUUGAGUGGCUAAUUUUGAGUGACAAUGAUCUUACUGGUACUCUGCCAAGUAAAGUUGGGUUGUUGGCCAACCUGGAAUAUCUUGACUUGAGCGGCAACAGUGUAUCAGGAUCCCUGCCUUCAGAGAUUGGUCUGGCAAACCAAAUGCAAUAUUUGAAGGUUUCCUACACCAACAUGCAAGGGACACUCCCUGAAGAAUUGUAUGGACUGAGCAAAUUUAAGACGUUGGAGUUGGACAGUUGCAACUUCUCUGGGACCAUCAGUUCAUCCCUUGGUCUUCUGACAGACCUUGUGCAACUGGGCCUAUCCAUUAACAACUUCCAUGGUACAAUUCCCAAUGAAAUUGGCGCGCUGACAAAGCUGCUUCUAUUGCGGGUGAAUGGGAAUGCGCUGACAGGCACAGUUCCAGAUUCUGUCUGCCAAAAUCUUGCAUAUCUUGAGCAUAACAGUCAUUAUGAAGCUGCAUUGGGGGCUGACUGUUUGCCCAGCACAGAAACUGGAGUCCCCACAAUUGAGUGUGCUGUUGAUUGCUGUACCAUGUGCUGUGACAAUACGCUGUAUUGCCUUGCCAAUUGA